AUGACCGCGCCUGCAAGGAUAAAUGAUAUUUAUAAAAAGCAGAAUGGGGUUUCACGUUUUCUUAAAAACGAAUUCAAACCAGUGAACUUCUUGUUUCCUAUAAAGAAACUUGAGCUUUUCAACAGAUGUCAGUGGCCCAUUCCAGCCCCUAUUUUUGUGAUCUACAAAGGAGUUUUCGCUCUUUAUUUGUUGGUGACAGUAAUUCUCUUUCUAACGAACAGAGGACUCAACUACUUUGUGUACAUGACAAACAUUUCGUUCACUGUUCUUACCAUUUAUUUUAUUUCGUCGGCCAUUCGUGUUUUCUUUAGCGAUAUCAUACGCAGCCAAGUUGAAAAAGAGAGGACAUCUGAAGAAAUUAUUUUGCACUCUAGCAUGCCAACCGCUGAUCAGGUGAGAAGAAAUCUUCUGAAAUUCAGUAUCUGGUUCGAAUGGCUGGGUCGAGAUAUUGCAUACAUCAUGUCGCCAAUUGUUACGACGGGUUACUUUGGUCUGGUGGUGAAUUUGGAAGGGUCCAACGGUUUAUCGUUAAUAGACAUCCAUGCACACAUUCUCAAUGUUGUUAUUGUGGUUAUCGAUAUGUCUCUUUCUGCCUCUCCUUUGAAAUGGUAUCACCUGGUGUGGGCAAUGCUGUACGGCACUUUCUACGGUGUGUUUUCAUAUAUUUACUAUUCACUAUACGGACUUGUUAUCUAUAAAGGCCUGACGGAGAAAAUGGAACUAUUUUGA
Messenger RNA from Helobdella robusta, 729 nucleotides. RefSeq lists its product as hypothetical. Lineage: Eukaryota; Metazoa; Annelida; Clitellata; Rhynchobdellida; Glossiphoniidae. Gene Ontology annotation, cellular component: membrane. The transcript has 3 exons. The record is from RefSeq and is a predicted model, not a curated record. The coding region runs from base 1 to 729 and encodes 242 amino acids.